Doryrhamphus excisus (bluestripe pipefish) is the source of this 3850-nucleotide messenger RNA. It is a transcript of the gene phldb3, whose product is annotated as pleckstrin homology-like domain, family B, member 3. NCBI's taxonomy places the organism in Eukaryota, Metazoa, Chordata, Actinopteri, Syngnathiformes, Syngnathidae. The record is from RefSeq and is a predicted model, not a curated record.
AACAGUGCUCUGGUCUAAGAGCUCACCUGCUGCUGACGCCGAAGCAAUCAGACCGCUUCUCUCCCACCUCUUCUUCCGGGAGUCGGACUCCAACCACGGCACACGAAUAACACACAACAAGAAGGACGUGUCAGCGGGCCGGGGGGGCUGAAAGUGAAAGCUGCAGAAAUGUCUUUCAAAGUUCGCUUCACCUCUCCUGCCCAAGAAAGUGUCCACACCUGAAUGAAAGACACGUCUAAUGAAAUGCCCCAAAGGAGCAUGGAGAGUCCCAACCAUCAGCGACCUCAUGAGGGCUGGCAGCCGCCGUGGGUCACUCGCGUGGCCGGUAGUCCCACCUCCUCAGGGGCGGAGUCAGACAGCGAGUGCAGCAGCACAGAUAGCGAGAGGUCCUGCAUGAAGAAGACAGAGGUGGCCUCAAUGAGGCUCCUGUCCUCACCGUCCAAGCUCCAGAAGAGAAUCGCAGAGCUCGACCAGCAUAAGGAAGAACUGAAGAUUGAAUUGCAGCUGGAGAUCGCCCUGCUGCAAGGGGAGUUGCAGACGGAGAAGACACAGCUGCUCAAACACAAGCAGAAGCUACAAGAACUGCAACAGCAAGCCCAGUUGAGACUCGUAGAUGGGCAGAGACAGGAGAGGGACCGUCUGGAGGAGGAGAGAGUACGGGUGGAGGAGCUGAGGAGGAAGUGCGAGGAAUGGGAGAAGCUGAUCCCAAGUCAGCCAGAGAACCAGAAGGAGCGUCUGAGGCUCCAGAUGCAGCGUGACAAAGAGGCCAUGGAGGUGGCCAUUCGAGCCUUUGAGGACUGGGAAUUUCAGGUUCUGGAGCAAGAGAGUGGCAUGGACGACGGGGGCGAGGAUGAAGAGAGAAGAACGUUCUUGACAAAGGAGAUCUCCUGCCAGCAUCAUGCUGUCAAAGCAGCGCAGGAGCGAGUCCAGCUGUUGGAGAAGCAGCUGAAGGACAUGGAAGGUGAGAAAGAGCGAGAGCUGGACGCCCUGAUGAAGGAGAAGCGAGACCUUGUGCAUUCUUCCCACACGGUUAUUCCAGAGAACAAGGUAUUUGCCAACUGGUCAGACGUUACGAGCUCCGCCCCCGGUAUGAUGUCCCUUUCAUCAUUUGCCAUUGACAAGCCUCCUCAGGACCCAUGCAAGGACUCUGGCAGUCUGCCGGGGAGGCGCAGCUCUCAUCGCAGCAGCAAACUGAAGGAUAGGCCGCUCUCAGCUCAGGGCUUGGUGAGGACGCUCCCAGGAAGUGGCAAUCCUGCCUCGGAGGCUUUCACCUCCCCUCAGAGACACAACAACGGGCACGUCGGCGGCCGCAGACCUGACGCCGCCAACGGCUGUGAGCGCCUCACGCCGAGCAACAGCAUGCCCUGCUCUCGCGCUGCCAGUCCGUGUCUGAUGGAUCUGGUGGAGAUUGAGAGGAAGCUGCGGGAAGCCAAAGCAGAGCGAGAGAGGCUGCUCAGAGAACGGGAAGAGCGAAAGCGACUGUUGCUGGAGGAAAGAGGACGGCAGGAACUGGACUCCCCCAAACCAGAGCCAGCAGAACCACAAGAGAACCAGCUCAGCACCCCACUCAACUCCCCCGAGCACAGCUUCCCGCUCUUCUUCUCGCCACACUUUGACCUCCGCACCCAUGUAGAGUCCCUGGGCCACAGCGUCUCCGGCUGCACCGACCUGCGUCUUACACCUCGGCGCUGCGCAGGCUUCCUAACCAAGCGUGGAGGCAGAGUGAAGACCUGGAAGAAGAGGUGGUUCCUGUUUGACGUGGACCACAGGCGGCUGGCCUACUACACAGACUGUGAUGAGAGGAAGCUGAAGGGCGUCAUCUACUUCCAAGCCAUAGAAGAAGUUUACUAUGACCAUCUCCGCACAGCCACUUCGUCGCCUCGACCCACUCUGACGUUUUGCGUCAAGACAUACGACCGCCUCUUCUUCCUGGUGGCGUCCAAUCCCAUUUCUAUGAGGAUCUGGAUGGACGUCAUCGUCACGGCAACAGAUGAGCACAGUCGUUAUUGACCAGGUGUGCCCAAGUGAAGAGGGUCACACUGUUACCCGGUGUGCUCACUCACCCUGGUGGCCCCAGGCAGGCAUUGCAAGUACAGCAACACUAGAGGACCAGUUACCCCUGUGCUCACCCCUGGUGGCCCCAGUCAGGCAUUAAGUACGGCAGCACUACAGGACCAGUCAUAUCAUGCAGAUGGCAAUAAUGGCAUGUUUUCUUUGUUUGGUCCUAGAUUAUGUAAAUAGUACAGUGUACUACAUAAAAUUUUUACAAGAUUAUUUUUACCUAGAAGUGUGCAAAUGGGGCUAUGGAGUCAUACACUGUAAUGGACACACUAUUAAACUUAUGUACAAAAAAUACAAGAAAAAUGACUUCCACUUUUGUGAUUGAUAAGAAAGGUAAAAAGAAAACAUGUAUUUUAACAUGCAUUAUUUGAACAUCCACUAUAUAUUAAGAAAAUACUAAUAAUAUAUGUACAUUAAAAAAUGCAUGUCGUCAAGUGAGAAACAAAUGCCUCUUUUUUAUUUUAUCUUUUCUAUCAAAAUAAAUUAAAGCCGAUAGGGGCACAUUUCUGCUUCUCUGAAAGAAAUGAAAACAUUCCCUUCCUAGUUGUUUCUUUAUGGGGAAACCCAUCCGAUAUAAAUAUUGUGCUGUUAUUUCUGUCAUUGCAACGUCCGCUUCAGUUAAUUUCAGGAUGUGUCUUUCAAAAAGGAUGUUGAAACAUUAGUCCAUGAAUGCACAAUUUCCUCUUUCCUCUGGCUACUCAAAACCAAAAAACCUUCCCUUUUAAAUUUGAUGAGAAAACCUUUAUAAUACAAUAUUUGAUUUUAUGGUAUCACAGUUGAAGAACCUUUUGAUCAGAUGUGUGCUUUAACGUAGGGGUGUCUUUAGAAUAUUCCACCAUUAAAUUUGGAGGAGAACAUGGGGAGAACAUGCAAACUCCACACAGAGAUGCCCAAGCGGAGAUUCCAACCCAGGUCUUUCCAUCUCCUGACUGUGUGGCCUACAUGCUAACCACAUCCUCCACCGUGCUCAGCAGUAAUUUUUACAAGAAUAAAGUCCAAAUAUUGUAAUUUUUAAUGAGCAUCACCUCAUAUGAGCAAAAAUAACAUUUUACAAGCAUAGAGUUGGAAUUUUUUUAAAGUUGUCAUGUAAACAUAAAAAAAAUAGCCCGUGGAAGAAGUUUUAGGCUGCAACGAAUUAUUUUAAUAACUGAUUACUCGAUCGAUUUUUUUUCCAUUUAUUGACGAACACACGUUUAAUUUCCACCUACAUCUGUUUUCAGAAAUAGAUUUGAACUGACAGAACAAACUGCACAAACAUCAAGUGGCGUUUGAAAAAUCUGUUGAAAUAAAGUGAAAUAAUCAAACAUGUCAAUGUCAUCGAGUCAGUAACACAGUAAAUGUACACAAAAAGACAUUCAUGAUCAUUUCCGUCAAUCUGUUGCUCGUUGUUUCAAUGAAUGGAGGCCAGAGAUGGACUAAUAUUAACAUAUAUAAAAAAAAAACCUCAAUUACCACAAUUGUUUUUAAUUGGGUAAUCGAUUAACUAUGGAUUAGUUGAUUCAUUUUUACAGCUCUAAAAAGGUAAAAGGAAAAUAAAGUGAAAAGUUUUAUAAACAGUCAUCAAGUGCCAUUUUAGUAGCAAAGAGUUGAACUCAAUUUAAAUAAAAAUGUAUUUUUAAAGUUGUGAUAUUAUGGAAAUGAAACCAAACAAAAUAAAGUUGUCAUUUUUGGGAAAAUUUGGUUACAGAAAAAGUUAUAAGAAUAAAGUAAUAAUAUGAGAAGGAAAAUUUAUGAAGAUUGUUUAGGAAAUUUGAAAUCUUUGGAACGGGGAAAAAGAAGAGCAAAGAGU